AUGGCCCAAUCAGCUACCCUUACAGCACUCACUCCACGCGAAGCCGUCGCAGAUGCUCUCCACCGCUGCAUCCUUGGUCUCGACAGCAAUGACUGGGACCUAUUCGAAUCCGCAUGUUUGAAGGACGAAAGCGUGACUGUUGUUGCCGGUCCGAACACUAUCCAGGGCUGGACCGCGAUCAGCGAGUCCAUGUCCAGGGUCUUCCUCCUGGUCACCACACAUUUCAUCACCAAUAUCCGCGUUGAGCUGAAGGAUGUCGCGGACACGGCGUCCAUGACCGCGCACGCAGUCGCGUAUCACGUUCGGCCAGAUGAUGCAUUCAAGCCGGAGGAUACUUCGUACACGGCGGGGUGUUUGUACUUUAUGGAUCUGGUGAGGGACAGCAGUGAUGGCUUAUGGAAGAUAAAGAAGUGGGAGAUCAAGAUCCAGUGGACUUCUGGUGAUAAAGCGGUUCUCCACGGAUGA
This is a messenger RNA of Cladophialophora psammophila CBS 110553, 465 nucleotides long. RefSeq lists its product as uncharacterized. Bases 1 to 465 code for a protein of 154 amino acids. The record is from RefSeq and is a predicted model, not a curated record. The transcript has a single exon. Lineage: Eukaryota; Fungi; Ascomycota; Eurotiomycetes; Chaetothyriales; Herpotrichiellaceae.